Molecule: messenger RNA, 3964 nt
Organism: Amyelois transitella
Lineage: Eukaryota; Metazoa; Arthropoda; Insecta; Lepidoptera; Pyralidae
Product: transmembrane protein 104 homolog
Exons: 5
Coding region: 462-1988 (508 amino acids)
Source: RefSeq, a predicted model, not a curated record
UGCCAAGACAUCCUUUAUAUGAUCAAGUUUCGAAAUAAUAGUUCGUCACAGGUAAAAUUGAUUCUAUUUGGUUUGCUGUAGAAAUGUCAUAUCUUUUUUUAUAAUCGAAUUAUCCUAAAUUAUCAAUAUUUACAUGAAUUGUUUCAACAUCACUACAUCUACUUGUCAUCGUGACGUUAAUGCCACAAAACGUCAACGUCACUUGCACUACGUACUGACAGCCUGAACACAAUUGUUUUGUAAAUAUAUCUGGCGAAUAAGAUUAUCUACCGUCAAAAACUGUUAAACUAUUUGUAUAAUCAUUGGUCUUUAUAAUCUUAGUGGAGUUAUCGCUCAGUAUUAAUAUCUGUACACCUACCUACAUAUUUAUCGUGAUCGAUUUCUUUGUCCGUACCUAUUUGUAUCAGAGUUGUCUGUUGUGUGAGCUAUCGGUCAGCAAUGUUGUGUGUAAAAGGAUUAAGAUGCGUGGAUUCCGGGUCCGAAAACUGAGAAGAUUUUUGAAGAUGCCUCUUGCGGAAACCGGGGAUCAAUAUUCAGUAUGGGUGGGUCUAAUAUACAUCUUCAAUUUGAUAGUGGGCACAGGAGCCCUAACCCUCCCGGCAGCAUUUGCCCGGGCGGGAUGGGGGCUCAGCACAGGCUCCCUCAUAUUCCUAGCCUUCAUGAGUUUCAUGAACGCUACAUAUGUCAUAGAGACAAUGGCAUGCGCGAACGCUGUGCACAAAUGGAAGAGAUUGCAGGCACUCAAAAGGGAUAGUAUCCAAGACCAGGAUCACGACUCGGAAGAAGAGCCAUCUUGCCAUCAAAAUGGUGACUCAGAGGAGCCUCUUGUCUGCGGAGAGUCCAUACCCUCACGAUACUACAGCCUAGACCAGAGGGUGGAACUGGGUGAAAUGGCAGACUUGUUUCUGAACAAGACGGGAAGGACAAUGUUCUAUGUUACCCUGUGUGUCUAUCUGUAUGGAGAUCUGUCUAUAUAUGCGGCGGCAGUCGCCAAGUCAGUUAUGGAUGUUGUUUGUUCCUCCGGACCACACAACUUAACCACAAUGGACACAGCCGAUUGGGACAUGCUCCCUUGCUUCAACUCGACGGGCACGACAGAGUCCUACACCCGGCUGCAGUGCUAUAGGGUCGCACUGCUAACCUUCGUCGGAGCCAUGGGGCCGUUUGUGUUCUUCAAUGUGCAGAAAACGAAGUACUUGCAGCUUUUCACUUCGGGAAUGAGGUGGCUAGCUUUCGCCAUUAUGAUCUCUAUCGCGAUUCAUCUGCUUGUCAGCGACGGGCCACAAGGCCAUCCUCCUGCCUUCGACGUGACGGGCUUGCCCACUCUCUUCGGGGCCUGCGUAUACUCCUUCAUGUGCCAUCAUUCGCUCCCAGGGCUCAUUAGCCCCAUACGAGGCAAGAAAAGGCUCGGUUGCCACAUCGCUCUAGACUACGGCCUUAUAAGUAUCUUCUAUCUCCUUCUAGCGUACACGGGAGCGUUCGCAUUCGCACACCUGAACGACCUAUACACACUUAACUUUGUGCCGACUGACAACGACAACAUAUUUUUCAAAAUCGUCGAAUACUUCCUCACUCUGUUCCCAGUGUUCACUCUUUCAACUAGUUUCCCAAUUAUAGCUAUUACUUUGAGAAAUAAUUUGCAAAGCCUCUUUUUGGAUACCAAUCGUAUCGAGUCGUACAAUUUUGUGCUAAGGAAGCUGUUCUUUCCCGUUAUUACGGUUGUGCCGCCUCUUUUGCUUACGUACUUUUUAGAGGAUAUAAGUAAAUUAAUUGAGUUCACUGGCUCUUACGCCGGCACCGGUAUACAGUAUUUGAUACCUACAUUUCUAGUGGUGUCAGCGCGAAGGAGUUGCGCUAACUUGUUAGGUUUAGGAGUUAUCAAUGAGUACAAGAGUCCAUUUUCUAACAUUGCCUGGGCUAUUUUUGUCGUACUCUGGUCGGCGAUGUGCUUGAUUUUGGUUUCUGUUCACUUUUUCGAGAAAUCAUGACGUUAGGAUGUAGUGAUUUUGUAAAUUUUAUGUUCAGUAUUUUAUUGAAUGCCAAAUGUUUUUUAUUGUGUGAAAUAUUAUUGAUGUUCGGUCGCUGGGAGGCCAAUCGCUGUCUAUUAUUAUUAGUUAAAAAAUAUUAGAUUAUAAUAUUAGUCUUACCGUUAUUUUAUUAUUACCAAAUAAGAUAACGCAUGCUAAAAGGCUAAUCGUACAAUAAUUAUUACUAUAAUGUUAUAAUAUAGGUAAAUACAAGAAAAUCUUAAAAAGAUUAUUUAAUGUCACUGUCGAGGACAAAUAAGUCGAAUAAAUUUUAUUUUAGUACGUUAUUUAUUAAGCUGUAUAUUAAACAAAAAUGCCCGAGAAAUCGUUGUUCAUACAGUGUAGUAAUUACAUAUGUAAUUUAUAGGUAUGUAUAUUAUAUCCUUAAACUUUUAUGGUUUUAAAAAUUGAUUGGAUAUACCUAGUAUUUUUCCAUGAAGUAAAAUGUAUUUAAUUAUUUAAAAUGAUGAUUUAUAUAAUUUAAAAUUGGUAUUGAUAUUUAAUAUAUUUUUUUUGUUAUCGCUUAUAUAUUUAUAUCAGCAGAUGACCUCGGUUCUAAACAAUAUAUAUAAUAUGUUGCAGUGCCAUUUAACUUUAAUUUCACGGUAACAAUGUGUGAUGCGUUGUUUGCAACAACUGUACAAAUUGUGACGUAAUUUCCCAAAAAGAGGAAAAACAAUUUUGCUUUAUCAAUUGCACACUUACAAUUUCAAAAAUCUUCCUCUAUAGGUGCCAUCUCUAUAUUUUUUAUCUCACAAGCUAUUUAAGUACUUAUGAUAAAAACAUCUUUAUAUAAAUUGGUUUUUAAUGAAUCUAUAAGUGCAAGAAUAUUAAUUUAUUUAUCAAUUUAUGUACACAGACAACAUAAGAAAUGAUAAAAAUUUAAUAUAUUAUCAAAUAUUUCAAGGAAACUCGGUCCUUGCACAACCCUAAAAAUUCCGUAAGUGUAUACAAAUGCAUUAAUUAAGUGACACUUGUUUUAGAACUAAAUAUUUACACCUAAAAAGAAAAACAAUAUGUAUAAGAAUUGGGUUAGGGCGGAUGGGAAAAUGCAAUAGUCAUUAAAAAAAACGAUAUAUUCGUUUUUCAGUAUUUUUUAUCGUUGAAAAUGGUUUUUUUUUAAUGUGAAAUAUGAACUGUCAUGUUCAACUUUAUCAUUUCAUAAGUCUUCCGUGCAGCGUAGAUAAAAACAUUUGUACUGUAUCACGUUUUACACUUGUUUUAGUACUGAAACUACAUUGAAACGUAUACCUACCUAACUAGGCAUAAUAAAUACCUGAAUAUUUACGUUAUCUUUACGAUACGUGUCAAUAGAAACUAUCCUGUCAGAUUAAAUCUGAAUCAAAUUUAAAUCGUUGGUAUUUUUUAUUUGUUUCAGAGAUUUAUGAAGGUUUUGCAUUCUGAAAAAAUAAUAGUAAACAACUUAAUUAUAAAGUCACUCAGUCUUUCGUUUGGGCUUCCAGACUCAUGAGCAAGGAUUGUUGAAUUGAAAUCUUCACGAAACAUAGACAAAAGUAUUGAAUAAUUUUAAUCAAAGUCCUAUGGUUGAAAGACAAAUAUUUCUAUGAGCAAAUUUUAUUCCUAUAAAGAGGUGAUGAUUUUACCACACAGAAGUAAGAUUUCCGAUAUCCUUUGCGGAAAUCUACUUGCCUAUAUAUUUUUUACUUUAACUUCCAUUUUUUACUUUGAUUGCGAGUGCAGUUCGGAAGUUUGCUAUAAAUUGCUAAUUGUGUAAAAUAAAUGUAUUAUAGUUGCAUAAACUAUUAUAAUAAAUUGAAAAUCCGAAUUACUUGUACGUUUUAAACACGUAUGAAGGUUCAUCUUGCAUGUCUAUUUAUUUUCACUGUGAUAGUGUUGGAAGUGAACAUUUAUAUGGAACGACUGAAGUGAGAGUAUUUUUUAUAUUAUAAAUAAAUAAUGCUUAUUUUGUGUGUUCA